ACAUGGAAUAUACUUUGACUUAAGUAAUGAAGCUGUGUACUUUGUCCAUCACUGGUCAUAACUAUUCAUUUUAAGAAAACGGUGGCAUGCUGUUUAUUAACACUCCACAAUGAAAAGUCUUUGGGAUUGAAAACUCGUUAAUUCACGCCAAUAAGUGACGAGCGAGUCAGGGCGGACAGAGUUUGUGUGAAUUGGUGGAGUGCAGUGGGUCCGCGGGUCCGCAGGUCCGCACCGAGAGAGGGAGAUCAGCUGUUGGUGGGUUGUAUGCAGAAGGAAGUGAUGCAGGAAAAUGCCCACUAUGUAGCUACUCUCAAUGACUAAAAGGGGGAAGCACAAAGAAAUUGGCUGCUUAAGCUCGAGAUGGCCCUUUAACUCACUCCAUAGACCCAACAUAGUUUAGAACGAUCUGGAUAACACGUCCUGGUGGUGAUAAUUACAUCUUUAUUUUUAUAGAAGUGAAUAAUAAUAAUCGACAUUGAUGUGGAAGUUUUUGUGAGCUGCCUGCUAACUAGUUAGCUAGCAAUCUGAGUUAACGCGACGAGUUUGCCUCAGUUCGUUUCUUGUCGUAUACGCUGCAUUGGCCAACUUAAUAACUACUUAAUUUUUGGACUGGUACAUCUGAAGUGAUGUACGCCCAAGUAAACUCAAAGGAAUUCUCCCUAAAGCACUGCAGAUGUGAAGGUCACAAAGAUGGAGCUGAAUAGAAAGACACUCUGAUCCGUGGCCAAUGCCAUCCGAGGGACUCUGUGUAAGUAAUAUCCUGGCCAGCUACUUCUUCAGUUCUCAGUUCAUCAACCUUCACCUGUAAAGAUAUGUAGAGAUAAAACAACAACAUGUACAUUAGUUUCAUUAAUUGUAUUGCUUUGAUACGUAUAUAAAAGCCUGUUCUAGGUAAAUUGGGCAAGAAGAAGAUGGAUAACGCGUGUGUAUAUAUGUUGUGAUAGUUUGAUGACCUGAAACAUUUGUUGAUAUGCAGUUUGGUCAGUUGUCAUUUUUUUUAGUCCCUCAUUUAAAAUCUUUAUGUAUGUGACUUUUGAGAGUUCAGUUCUUUAAUAAUCCACUUUAUAAUAAGAAAUCCCUCAGUAAACCAUUAUUUUUGAAGAUAUUAAGGUAACAAGUUUAAUCAGGGGCACGGCUGACUUGAUUGACAGGCAGGCAUACUGUUGCAGUUAAUAAUAAUAAUAGUUAUAACUGGUAUUUAUAUAGCGCCUUUCAAGAAACCCAAGGUCGCUUCACAGGGUCAGGUAGGAGGUCUGGGGGGUAGGUGGGGAUAACACUAUCUAACGGGGAAAGGCCUUGAGGAAAAGGUGUGUUUUGACUGCUUUCUUAGAAGUGUCCUGGGUAGGGACGCUAUGGAUGUCGGGAGGGAGAGAGUUCCACAAAGUAGGGUCUGCCACACUGAAUGCUCUGUUAGCUUGGAUGCUGACAGCCUGCCUCAACUCUACCUCUUUGCCUCAUGUUAGGCUGACCGAAAGUUAGCUUGAGUAAGCAUUACCGAUAACUAAAGUAAAUAAAACUCUUUAAAACUCUGCAUCAGAAACCAAUGGGUGAUGUCACAGAGACAACAUCAAAUUUUAUACAAUGUAUGUUCAGAAUAUGCCUGAGCUGCAGUAUCAAGUAUAAGAGUGUAGUUAAUUCACAGGAAGAUGCAGUAAUGUAAUCCCUCAAAUGUUGACUGAUUGACAGAUGUUGCUUUUUUCCCUCCUUGAAAAUACUCUUUAGGAACUGAAUAGGACUGAAGAAGUUUUCAUGUGAUGAUAGCAAAACAAGUCAGUGUACAGCUGAUCAAGAUGUACAUUUUCCAAAGCUGCCAACAUGUCAGCCAUCAGUGUUUUCCUGUCCCCUCUUCAGGGGCUUAGAAUAUUGAAUUUGAGAUGAUAAUACAGAUUCAUCGUUAAGUGAUGGAGCUUCACAUGAAGGAAUCAUUUCAGGAGGGGCUUCUAGCUCAUUUCUUGUUAGGAUGCCUUCAGUGUAAUCAGUCUUGCCACACAACAAUAACAGCAAUCUGAUCAAAAUCACAAAUAUUGGAUAUUAUUAUUUAAUUUAAUAUUUUAUGCCAAAGUUGCACACUGCUCAAGUCUAAGAGUCUAACUUAAUAAAAGGUGUAAACAAUGAAAGAAAAGGAAAAGUUAAGGCACAACCCAUUUUUGAAUAUUUGCCUCCCUUCAAGUCCAUGCAUACAUUAAUCCUUACAAUUUUAUUUAAUAGGUGUUGCAGUUUUCGUUUACACUGAUAGUAACUAUGUAACUUUACAACCCAUACUCACUAACGGUGUAAUUUAGUUUGCUGACCUUACUACUUGGAUGCGGCUUGUUGCUAGUGUAGAACAAGUUACAUUUCUCUGCUGAAUAAGGAUUGUGUUGUCCUAUAUUAUCACUUCAGCAAAGUAGUAAGAUAUUUAGCCGUGUAAAACACCAAUGUUUGUGUACUUUGCACAGGAAAUGGAACAUUUAAAGCUUACAGGUCUAUUAUCAGAUACUGAACUUUUAUACAAAUUGAGUCACAUUUGAAUAGCUUAUUAGGAAACCUAAAAAGAGCUGAUUCAAAUUGUAUAGUGGCUCUGUAAGUAUUUCUAUUUUUUUGGUUUCUGUGGUUACCAUUGAUGUUUUUCCUCUAAUUUAGUGUGCAGUGGUUUCUGUGGUAGCUGUGAAUUUUUGAGUGAGUUUAAAUUGUUGUUUUCUUUUUUUCUGUCUUAAAAGACGAAAGUCUGGCUGCAUAAGACCGGAAUUGUGGCCGAUUUGGCACAGGUAGUGUAAAUUCAUGACCCUCAAUAUUUAAAUAAAACCAAUGUUGUUUUUCGACUAACAGAAAUGUGCGUCUGGGUUUUUUCAGUGUGAGUUAGACAGCCCUGGUUUAUAACUAUUCUGUGACAGUAAACAUUUUCACAUUGUUUUCCCCUCAGGCCUGAGGGUAUGUUGAGACGUCCUGCAAGACCAGAGCAGAGGCGUCCAGGUGGUUCCGACGGGGACUGAAGGUGAGGAGGAAAGACAGACGAGGGACCAGGGAGGAAGACAUGGGCCAGUGUGUCACCAAGUGUAAGAACCCGACCUCCUCGCUCGGCAGUAAGAGUGGAGACAAGGAGAGCGGCUCCAAGUCCCACCACAAGAAAGGAGGCGGCGCUGGUGGUGGGGGCCACAAAGAGGAGCCCAGCGCCCCAUGUAGCAAAGCCAUCAGCGAGCUGUCGAAUGGCACCAAGGCUUUGGAGGUCACGGUGGAGACGCCCGUCAUCCCUGCAUUGAUGGGGGAACCACGCAAGGACGAGACUCUGGAUGGAGAUGGGCUGUCACUGAUGCGCAUUGAAGAGCUUUUCUGUUGCUACAAGGAUGAAAAGGAGGAUGCCAUCUUGGAGGAAGGCAUGGAGAGCUUCUGUAACGACCUGUGUGUGGACCCGGCUGAAUUUCGUGUGCUUGUUCUUGCCUGGAAGUUUCAAGCAGCUACCAUGUGCAAGUUUACAAGGAAGGAAUUCGUUGAUGGCUGUAAGGCCAUUCAGGCUGACAGCCUCGAGGGCAUCUGUGCACGUUUCCCCUUCAUGCUAUUAGACGCCCAAGGCGAGGAAAACUUUAAGGACCUGUACCGCUUCACCUUCCAGUUUGGCCUGGACGCUGACGAGGGACAACGCUCACUACAGCGUGAAAUCGCCAUAGCGCUGUGGCGCCUUGUUUUCACCCAGGACAUGCCCGAGAUCCUGGAGCGCUGGCUGGACUUCCUGUCGGAGAACCCUUCAAGCAUUCGGGGCAUCUCAAGGGACACAUGGAACAUGUUCCUGAACUUCACUCAGGCCAUUGGGCCUGACCUGAGUAACUACAGCGAGGACGAGGCCUGGCCCAGCCUCUUUGAUAGCUUUGUAGAGUGGGAGCUGGAGCGCAGGAAAAAGGAGGAGGAACUGGCACUGAAGGCGAAGGAGGAAGAGGGGAUGUGUACUGAGACAGAGUGUUCUCCCACCACAGACAGACGUGACACAGAGGGAAGCCGCGGCUCACAGACGUGGGGGGGUCACUGACCAGGAAACAUGAAAUAUUUGUAAAGGAGGGAAGGAUGUGACACACGUGAACUGUGCAUCUGUGAAUCCUUGGAUGAAUAUUAGUAUUACAAUGACAGCUGUUCAUUUCGCUCUCCUCUUCUGUCAGGUGGGAUUCAUGCUUUGCAACCUUGUUUUUGGUUUUUGAAAGGGCUCUAAGAACUGUUGUGUUUUAAGCACUUCUAUUUAAGUUAUUGUUUUACUUUUUUCUCCUCCCAUGAGUGUUUUUAGUAAUUGGACAUGUGGUCCAUUUUAACAUAUACCUACCUACCAUAACCCAGCAGAGUUAGCUCAAUAAAGGCUUGGUUUUAAAAACAGUCGUCAGAAAGCCAUAAUCUUUCCCCACAUUACUCAUAUAGACAGUUGAUUUUGAACAGGUAACACUGCUGAUAUGUUUUGUGCAAGGGUUAGUAAAUAAUAAAUAAGAAGGGAAAUUUUGUCAACCUGUGGACAAAAAGUCGUUCAUCACCGAAAAAUGAGAUUUACAAGCAUCAGGGCCAUUGAACUCCUCUUGACUGAACUUAUCCAGAUGGAUUGUAUGUUUUUAUCUUGCAGUGCUGUGAGGAUCAAUCGAUUACACAUACUUUGCCUUCACAACUGUUGGCCUGUAAUAUCAAGGCAAACAAUGAUGGAUCACAGCUCUAUCGUAAGGGCAUUCAACUUUUAAAUGACUAAAAAGUUACAUUCGUGGUAACAGACCCAUCCUCUCUUCUGCGUUGAGUGUUUUGAGUGCUUCUAGUGCAGUUAGCGGCUUAGCUUGUUUAAGCAGCUUGCUGUGCCCCUUUUUACCUUUAGCAUGAACCAUUUUGAUGUCCACCUCCUUUCAAGAAAGCGGUUAAGUGUAAACCACACAAUGAUGCUGGCUUUUAUCUGAGAUUCCUCACUGAUCUCGUUUGAAGAGGUCUGGAAUUAAAAAAAAUGGCUUAAGCAAGGUCUUGGUGCAUUAACACUGGGCAACACGCAAAGAAAUAUAUUGAUUACCUUCAGGAAUUAUGAUUUUUCACAUCUUAAAACUACUCUAUUUAAAAAGUCUGCAUACUCCACAAAUAUUGUUGACUGCUGCUGGUGAUGGUUGUAGUGGAUUGCACAAAAACCAAUGGCAUGCUUAGUGGAUAAACUUGCAGUGCUUUGAAAAGAGAUUGAUGUCAACCACAUGAUUUCCAUUGCAAACUUUUUCCAAACUAUAGGUGGCUCUUCAGUAUAGCUUUGAGUGUUUUGAGAUGAGCGAAUGAGUAUUAACUAGACAUGUGGGCUAAUCAAGACGAGUCUGCAAUAUGGGUCCAAUGUGGUAAGAAGUUGGCCAUAACCUGAUCUGUUUGGUUUACAUCCAAAAUGGUUUUAUUUCAGACCCUUUUGUCCUUUUUAUAUAAAAUGUAUUGAUUUAUAAUAAAUAAAAACAGUGUUGAACUUUU
Messenger RNA from Notolabrus celidotus (New Zealand spotty), 5430 nucleotides. RefSeq names its product defective in cullin neddylation 1 domain containing 3 (gene dcun1d3). Gene Ontology annotation, biological process: protein neddylation; positive regulation of ubiquitin-protein transferase activity. The transcript is spliced from 3 exons. NCBI's taxonomy places the organism in Eukaryota, Metazoa, Chordata, Actinopteri, Labriformes, Labridae. The coding region runs from base 3014 to 4000 and encodes 328 amino acids. Gene Ontology annotation, molecular function: cullin family protein binding; ubiquitin conjugating enzyme binding; ubiquitin-like protein binding. The record is from RefSeq and is a predicted model, not a curated record. Gene Ontology annotation, cellular component: ubiquitin ligase complex.